This is a messenger RNA of Angiostrongylus costaricensis, 216 nucleotides long. The record is from the annotation of a GenBank genome assembly. Lineage: Eukaryota; Metazoa; Nematoda; Chromadorea; Rhabditida; Metastrongylidae.
AUGAAAACAACGAACACAGACGAUAGUAUUGUCUGGAUUCGCUCCGUUUUUCCUUGCUUCGUCUGGCUGCACGACUUUGAUUUGUGUGAGACAUACCGUGAAUCCUGUUCUCAGGAGCAACCAAUGGAACAAAUUAAACCGGUUGUCGGUGCCGAGAUUGGUGAUUCUCGUGACGACAACCAUUCUGCAAUGAUUCAGGUAACAUGCGACAUUUAG